GGAGCCAGCUCCGCUCCAGAGAGGCCCGGGCGCGGCGGAGCGAGGAGCGCGGAGCAGCAGCAGCGGAGCGGCGGGGCCGGGGCGGCAGUAGCGGCCCAGCAGCAGCAGAGGCCCAGCAGCAGCCGCCACCGCAUGCCCGGGCGGGCGGAGGCGGCGCCGUCCAUGCGGGACGGCGGGGCUGAGGCGGCGGCAUGAGCCAGAGCGAGGUGUCGGCGGCGCCGCCGCCCAGCCAGCGCGUCUUCCAGGAGGCGGUGCGGCGGGGCAACACCAAGGAGCUGCAGUCGCUGCUGCAGAACAUGACGAACUGCGAGUUCAACGUCAACUCCUUCGGGCCCGAGGGGCAGACGGCGCUGCACCAGUCCGUCAUCGACGGCAACCUGGAGCUGGUCAAGCUCUUGGUCAAGUUCGGCGCCGACAUCCGCCUGGCCAACCGGGACGGCUGGAGCGCGCUGCACAUCGCCGCCUUCGGGGGCCACCAGGACAUCGUCCUCUACCUGAUCACCAAGGCCAAAUACUCCGCCGGCGCCCGGUGAUGCCGGGGCCACCCCCCCCCGCUCCCCCGGCCGCCAAAGCUGCUCCCACCCCCGCCCGGGGUUUAUUUGGCGAAGAUUUGGGGCCCCACGCAAAACACGCCACCGUUCGCCUGCUUUUGUUUUGUUUUGUUUUUCCUCCCAAGGGUUGUUUUCCUACUGUAACGUGUUGGUUUUUUCUUUUAUUUUUUUUUUCCAUCUACCUCGGCUGCACUCACAGUAUUCACGGUUUGAGUUUGACAUCUGGGCAGAUGCUUUAAAGGCUCCCCCAUCACCUCCCCGCUAAUAUUUAAUCCUCCCACCCCGCUCCCCUCGCUCCAUCCGAUUUAAAGUAUUCUGGCUCAGAACCGAGUUUCAUUUCAACGCUCCCCGAAGCGCCUCCCCCGCCGGACCGAGGGCCGCGUCCCGCUGUCCCGGAGCGGAGGAGCCGCCCGGGCUGGGGCUCCGGCUCCCGCCGCCCUUCCCGGCGAGGAGCACCGGGAAAACCCUCCUCCUCUUCCAUCUUCUCCCACUGUUUUCCCACCAGAUUUUUUUAUUUCGAGGCGACUCCAUUGGAAUAUGACACUUUUUUUUUGUUUGUUUUCCCACCCCGAUCGCUCCUUUUUUUGUUGUUUUCUCUUGCGCUGGGUUUUCUGCUUUGGUUCUUUUUCUUACGGGGGGGUGUCUGAAGAAAGUCCGUGUCCUCACCCGCUCCUUGAAUCCAUUUAGCACGUGUGAGAUCCCAGGAAAAGACAUUGAAUCCUUCUGGUUUUGUGUGUAAAGGGGGAUUAGUAAAUCCUGGACUUAUUAUUUUUCCUUGAAAAAUAAAGUGAAAUAAACUCUAGAGGCAGAGGAUUUGCUUUUGCACAGAAAGGGGCGCGAGCGCUCUCUGCUGCCUGGAGAGAUGCCGGAAAACUACUGAAAAGAGUUUGGGAACUUAUUUUUUCUUUUGGUGAAACUUGGAUAACACUUCUCAAUGCAGAACGAUCCAUUUAACGUGUGUAGAUUCACCCUCCUUUUAUACGAUAUAUAUAUGCCUCAAUAUAUAUAUAUUUAUAAAAGAAAGGGAGGAAGAAGAGGAAGCCACCUGAAGUCGCAUUUUGAAGUGACUGCACGUAUAAUUGCGAAUGCUGCUUUUUAUCGCUAUGGCACAAGAACAUCCAUUUGGAAAAUGCGGAAGGUUUCAGAAGUCUCCUUUCUCCCGCUGGUCUUUCAGCCCUCUGCUCCUCGUCUGCACUAAACCAUCCGUGUCACUGCCGUCUCCCCGCUCUCUUCUCUCUUGCUCCCCGCAUCCCAACCAUUACAAUUAAAAACAGAAAAGAAAGUAGUUACCUGCUGGUUUAUUUGGGUUGUGUCUUAACUAUUUAUCAUGUAUGUAUAUAUUUGUGGGUGAAGAUUGUGAGCCUGGUUUUGUUUGAAGCUGGUGGCGAGUGUUUCAAAAAUGUGGUAAAACUUGAGUCUGCCGUUAUUUCCCAUUGCACUGAAUAUUCUGCUUUGUCUCUGGUUUCACCUGCAAUUUGGUUUUGGUUUUUGCCACUUCAACGAUUUGAGAUGAUCUGAAAAAGCUCCAGCUUUAAAGAAGAAGGAAAAAGCCCUGUUGAGAACAUCUACUGUUAAUGCUGUAAUCUGCAAGGAACUGCUUGGCCGACGUCUUUCUGUGAGCAUGGAAGGGGGUGUCCAGCACUUCCACUGGUGCUUCUGUGCGAUAGUUACGGGGUGGGAACAAGAUCUUUUCUAGCGAGGUUUUUAUCGUCGUUACCAGAUGGUUGCACAUUUAUAUAUUUUCUUUGACUAAAUGGAUUUGCCACAAUGAAAUGUCAUAACAUUUAUGACAUGGUAUUAAAAAGUGUAUUGUAAAGCCAAGUUCUAGAUGGAUUUUUAAAAAGAAAUCUUGGUUAUAAACCCAGUCUAAAGGGAGCUCUGUCCAGUGUUGUAAAGACAACAUGAUGUAACCCAUAUUUAUAUUUUUAUAAAAUACCUAUUAAGACUGUGAAUCUCCUGUGUGAAUUGCUGGGUGAGUUGUUUAAGAAAAGUAUUGUUCCUUUCCAGCCUCCUGGAGCUUUAGACACGCUGAGAUUUUGGGAAACUACGUCGGGGAAGGGGGUUUGCUCUGAAAUUGUGAGUUGAUGUAUUUUUACAUCCCUUUGUAUUUUACUGAAAAGCUGCUGCCCUUCCUAGUCCCUAGAGUUUCAAUUUUCUAUGCAACCCCCACGCCCCCGUCUCUCUUGAUCCUGAGAAGUAAAAGGGAUGCAGAUUGAUUCAAAUUGAAAUGAGGGUCCCCCCGCCCCCCUUGUUGGCUCAUCGUGCUGCUGACCCUUCACGCCAAAACGGGGAGAACAAGGAGAACUAAAGAGGCAGGUGGGGGAGGCUCUUUCGUGCAUGACUGGUCCCCUUCCGGCAGUCAUAUUUUUAAUUAUUAUUAUUAUUUUUGUAAGAAGAAUAUAUUGAUAAUGUCAGUGAAAUAAGCAGACAUUGAAGCUGAUGCACAGAUUGCUCCAGAAAGGAGUUUUUCUGUAGAUUUUUCUUUAGAUGCGAAUACCUUUUUUAAUUAUGUUAAUUAAUGUUAAGAAAUUUUAGGCUUAUAUUGAAGCUGUAUGUGGGUCACUAUAUGAUCAUUUCUAACUGGAUAAAGUCUGUACAGUACAGCA
Molecule: messenger RNA, 3157 nt
Organism: Columba livia (rock pigeon)
Lineage: Eukaryota; Metazoa; Chordata; Aves; Columbiformes; Columbidae
Gene: NRARP
Product: NOTCH regulated ankyrin repeat protein
Exons: 1
Coding region: 192-533 (113 amino acids)
Cellular component (GO): cytoplasm
Molecular function (GO): enzyme inhibitor activity; phosphatase regulator activity; protein binding
Source: RefSeq, a predicted model, not a curated record